ACUACAACCUCUAAUUAUGGUCAUUCAACAUCAUGCUCACCGGUGGUUAAAUGCUCCGCGAGUGGACAGUUUGUAAGUGCGAGCUUUACAAGAUCGAUUGCGGAAAGUGAAACCAGCCAUUUGUUGUCAUUCUGUCGAAUCCGGAAUAUGACUCUACCACCACCCUGGAUUGUCGGUACGAUGGAGUCCACGAGGCACCCGCCAACCUAUGAUAGUGACAGUUUAGGUUCCACACGGAGGUCAUCAGUUAAGGGAAGUAGUAGAAGCGUUAGUAGUAGUAGUAGUCAUGCAAGCCAUAGAGCACCACGAUGGAUCACGGUCGUGGCGCUCCUGUUGACAGUAUUAUCCAGUGUGGAAGCCAUUUGUGAAUCGGAUCGAUGGUGGAAUCCGGAGCAGGCGGCGUGCGUUCCUUGUCGGAUCUGCGGCGAACAGCAGCUGGUGCUGCGACCAUGCCAGGAGUACAUGGAUACGGUCUGUGGGACAAUGCAGGAUCUCGAUAUGGAUCUUGGCCGGUUGGGUCGCACCGAGGGGCGUCACGAUCAGCGACACUGGAAGGAGGAACGCCGGAAAGAUGGCCACCAUCAGCAGCAGCACGAUCAUCUCCGGCAGCAGCAGCAGCAGCAACAGCAGCAGCAUGCAGGAGCAGCCGGCAGGCGGAAGGAAAACACCGCCGAGAUAAUGUGGGACUGGCAGGCGGCCUCGCUGCUGCUGGCCAUUAUCGGAUGUCUGUUGUUUUUCUUCGCGGCCGCCAUUAUCGCGCUGAACCAGACGCGCCAGUGGAAGCGAAUCGAGAAGCACUUCGAUGCGGAUAUGGAAGCUCUGUCCGCCCAGCUCAUGAAUCACCUGUCGAGCAUGCAGCAGCUCGAGAACGGUUCGAUCUUCCUGGACGACGUGAUCGACGGCGGGGAUCAUCGGUUUCGUACCCUCGGAGGCGGAGGUCACCAACACGGUGGUCACCAGUUCCAUCAGCUUUCCCGUCUGCACCCCGGCGGCCACGGCCACCGUCACCAGCACCCGAUCGAGGUGCGCUGUGUCUAUUUGGAUCAGCUGCUCGAUGGCAAGAGCUGUAUCAAACCGCAGGGAACGGGUAAUCUGUACAUCGAGGAAAACAACGAUCGCGGACCACCCAGCGGUGCUGGCGGUGGCGGCAGCCUGGGCGUGGGCGGAAGCACGAUCGGCGCGACGCCGUCGUUGGGUCGAGCGUUGCAUUGAGGAGGCCGAUGGCGCCACCCGACAACGAGACCGGUAACUAUUUUGACAGAGAUUGUCCCAAAAAAAAACGGAAGCUUUCCUCAGGCGCGCGCCUUAUUUUGAAUAUUUGGAAAAUGAACAGCUAAGUAACAUCGAGUGUACAAAACAGAAGGAUAGGGUCUUCUCCAUAGAGUAGAAAUAUUUGUUUGACAAAUGGAUAAUUUAAUAUAUAUAUAAACCAUUGUUUUGUGUAGUUUUUAGCGAAGUGAAGAGAAAGUAUUGUGGCAACUACCUGUCGAAGCUCGAGAGCAAGUAUUGUUGUACAGUUUGAUAAAUUAUUGUAGCCUUAGAGACGGAACAGAAAAUAGUGCCUUGUUUAAAAGGAACAUUAUUAAUAUCAGCGUUGAGCAGUACUAACUUUUAUCUUUUAUACCGUUGAUCACAACGAACAGAAACUUAUCUAAACUGAGCCGCUUUGAGUGUAGAUAUAGAAAAAGCAAUGUUCGCGCAGGAUUAGUAGAGCAUUAUGAUGAUCAGAUUGAAAUCAAAAGCAAACAAACCAAACGGUAGUUGAGCCUUCUGGCGGUAGAAGAUUCAUAUUUACAGUAAUUACACCGUUGACUCAGCGGAUAGAAAUGGCAAAGGCAACGGCAGCAGCAGAAUAUUCCAGUGUGUGUAGUAAGUAGGCGCCGAGUAGCGGUUUAUUGAAAUAGGGAACACGAGGGAGAGAGGGUGGAUACUUUCAUUGGUUGGAUUUCACGGCAAACUUGAUUUGGGCACGUAUCGGAAUGCACGCAUUGAGGAAUUAUGUGUAAUAUAAUAUAUUUCCUUCAAGUCGAAUCGCUUGGU
Molecule: messenger RNA, 2040 nt
Organism: Toxorhynchites rutilus septentrionalis
Lineage: Eukaryota; Metazoa; Arthropoda; Insecta; Diptera; Culicidae
Gene: wgn
Product: tumor necrosis factor receptor superfamily member wengen
Exons: 5
Coding region: 148-1212 (354 amino acids)
Molecular function (GO): protein binding
Source: RefSeq, a predicted model, not a curated record